Molecule: messenger RNA, 1245 nt
Organism: Photinus pyralis (common eastern firefly)
Lineage: Eukaryota; Metazoa; Arthropoda; Insecta; Coleoptera; Lampyridae
Product: zinc finger X-chromosomal protein-like
Exons: 3
Coding region: 178-1245 (355 amino acids)
Biological process (GO): regulation of transcription by RNA polymerase II
Cellular component (GO): nucleus
Molecular function (GO): RNA polymerase II transcription regulatory region sequence-specific DNA binding; DNA-binding transcription factor activity, RNA polymerase II-specific
Source: RefSeq, a predicted model, not a curated record
CAAUAGAACGUAAAAAUUGCACUCGUGCAGCACGAGUUUUGCCAAUCGAAAACGCCUUGAGAAAAACGCUAUUAAAUAACCUCUUUUUUGCUUUUGCAAUUAGCAAAGCUCAAAAUAAACGUAUAUUUCACUGAAGUUAACACAGGUAUAGACCAAGAUCCAAGCAGUACCAGAGGUAUGGAUGGAAAUAAUGACAUACCACCCAUUAAAAUCGAACCAAAACAAGAAGUAGAAAUCGAUUCCUUUCUUCAGGAGCAAAUUUCAGUCAGUAACGAAGUUUUGGUGACAAUAAAGCAUGAAGUUACCAUUGGUACAGCACAGCCCAAAUCGCUUUAUAAUGAAAAAGUUCAGCAACCCUCUGAAUUUCAAUUUCAGUUUAAAUGUGGUGAUUGUAAUUAUGGGACAAAUUUUAAGUGCAACUUCAGACGACAUCUUUUGAUACAUAAAGUUUCUAAGGAAUUUAAAUGUGCUACUUGUAAUUAUGAAACAAAUGAUAAAGAUUACUUCAAACGCCACCUUCUAAAACAUAGAGUUUCUAAGGAUUUUAAAUGUGCUAAUUGCCAUUAUGAGACAAAUGAUAAACAAUAUUUCAAACGCCACAUUUUAAAACAUAGAGUUUCUAAGGAUUUUAAGUGUGCCGAUUGUGAUCAUGAGACACAUGAUAAACGCAACUUCAAAGAACAUCUUUUAUUACAUAAAGUGUCUAAGGAUUUUCAAUGUGCCAAUUGUGAUUACGGGACAAAUAGUAAACAAGUCUUCAAACGACAUCUUUUAACACAUAAUGUUUCAAACGAGGUUUCUAAGAAUUUUAACUGUACCAAUUGUGAGUACGGGUCAAAUAAUAAAUACAUCUUCAAACGACAUCUUUUAAAACAUAAAGUUUCUAAGGAUUUUAAAUGCGCUGAUUGUGAUUAUGGGACAAAUGUUAAAUGCAACAUCAAACAACAUGUUUUAACCCAUAAAGUUGCUAAGGAUUUUAAAUGUGUUAAUUGUGAUUAUGAAACAAACAAGAAAUAUUGCUUUAACCAACACCUGUUAACACAUAAAGUUUCUAAGGAUUUUAAAUGUGCUAAUUGUGAUUAUGGGACAAAUCGUCAAAGCAACUUGAAACGACAUCUUUUAAAACAUACAGUUUCUAAUGAGGCUUCUAAGGAUUUUAAAUCACAAAUAUUAAACAUGUCUUCAGUCAACAUGUUUCAACACAUAAAAGAGUCUGAAAUUGUAAAAUAUGCUAAUUGUGAUUAA